Molecule: messenger RNA, 4032 nt
Organism: Cygnus olor (mute swan)
Lineage: Eukaryota; Metazoa; Chordata; Aves; Anseriformes; Anatidae
Gene: RBP3
Product: retinol binding protein 3
Exons: 4
Biological process (GO): proteolysis
Molecular function (GO): serine-type peptidase activity
Source: RefSeq, a predicted model, not a curated record
CAUUUUUUCCUGUUUUAUUCUCUGAUUAUGUGCAGCAUAUCUGCUGAGGAAAUUUUUCAACCAACUCUAGUGCUGGACAUGGCUAAAGUCCUACUGGAUAACUACUGCUAUCCUGAAAACCUAGUGGGAAUGCAAGAAGCCAUUGAACAAGCCAUCAAGAGUGGGGAGAUCCUGGACAUCUCAGAUCCAAAACUGCUGGCCAGCGUCUUGACAGCUGGAGUGCAAGGUGCUCUGAACGAUCCAAGACUGGUGAUUUCCUAUGAGCCAUCACCACAUGAAGCUCCCAAAAAAGAAACUGAGGCUUCCCCCACUCGUGAACAACUCCUGAGUCUUAUUGAGCGUGUGAUUGUGUAUGACAAGCUGGAGGGCAAUGUUGGCUACCUGAGGAUUGAUUAUGUCAUAGGACAGGACGUUGUGCAGAAAGUUGGAGCUUUUCUGGUGGACAAGGUGUGGAAGACGCUGAUAAAUACAUCUGCCCUGGUGAUAGAUCUUCGUCACAGCACUGGAGGACAGAUCUCUGGACUUCCCUUCAUCAUCUCAUACUUGCAUGAAGCAGACAAGAUGCUGCAUGUUGAGACCGUAUACAAUCGGCCCUCCAACACCACCACAGAGAUAUGGACAUUGCCAAAAGUGUUGGGAGAGAGGUACAGCAAAGAAAAGGAUGUCAUUGUUUUGAUCAGCCGCCACACCACAGGAGUGGCUGAAGAUGUGGCUUACAUCCUCAAGCACAUGAACAGAGCUAUCACUGUCGGGGAGAAGACAGCUGGGGGCUCACUGGAUAUCCAGAAGCUGCGUAUUGGCCUCUCUAAUUUUUAUCUAAUGGUUCCUGUAUCACGGUCUGUGAGCCCCUUGAGUGGGGGUGGGCAGAGCUGGGAGGUUAAUGGGGUGAUGCCAUGUGUGGCUACUGAGGCAGAACAAGCCUUACAGAAAUCCUUGGACAUCCUGGCAGUGCGCAGAGCAGUGCCUGGCACCCUAACCCACCUCAUAGACAUAUUAAAGGACUAUUACAGCUUAGUGGAGCGGGUGCCAGUGCUGCUGCGGCACCUCGCCACUUCUGAUUUCUCUUCUGUGCAGUCAGCAGAGGACCUGGCCACCAAGCUCAACACUGAGAUGCAGACCUUAUCCGAGGACCCUCGCCUGUUGGUCCGAGUCAUGAUGCCAGGUGAAACUGCUGCCCCCCCUGCUGAGACGCCAAUUGCAGUGGCAGCCAACUUGCCUGACAAUGAGCAACUGCUGCAUGCCUUGGUGGACACUGUCUUCAAGGUGUCAGUGUUGCCAGGCAAUGUGGGCUACAUGCGCUUCGAUGAGUUUGCUGAUGCCUCUGUGCUUGCUAAACUGGGACCUUACAUCGUAAAAAAAGUGUGGGAGCCCCUCCAAAAUACAGAGAACCUGAUCAUGGACCUACGCUACAACCCUGGGGGCCCUUCCUCCUCUGCUGUGCCUGUGCUACUCUCCUAUUUCCAAGACCCUGCUGUAGGUCCUGUCCAUCUCUUCACAACUUACGACAGGCGCACCAACCACACGCAGGAGCACAACAGCCAGGCAGAACUGCUGGCCCAGCCCUACGGAGCUCAGCGUGGCAUCUACCUGCUCACCAGCCACCACACUGCUACAGCUGCUGAGGAGUUUGCUUACCUCAUGCAGUCCCUGGGCCGCGCCACACUGAUUGGGGAGAUCACAGCAGGCAGCCUCUCACACACCUAUACCUUCCCUCUGCUGCAGCCUGAGCAGGGAAUAACCCGUGGCCUAACUAUCACAGUACCAGUUAUCACCUUCAUUGACAACCAUGGAGAAAGCUGGAUGGGUGGAGGAGUUGUGCCUGAUGCCAUAGUAUUGGCUGAGGACGCGCUGGAGAAGGCUGAAGAGGUGCUAGCUUUUCACAGGAACAUGGGGGUGCUUUUGGAAAGUACUGGGCAACUCCUAGAAGCUCACUAUGCCAUCCCAGAAGUGGCUGGGAAGGCCAGUGCCAUGCUCAGCACCAAACGGGCCCAAGGAGGUUAUCGAUCAGCUGUAGACUUUGAGACCUUGGCUUCCCAGCUUACCAGUGACUUGCAGGAGGCCUCAGGGGACCAUCGGCUUCAUGUUUUCCACAGCCAUGUGGAACCAACAGCAGAAGAACAGCUUCCCAACAUGAUUCCCAGCCCUGAGGAGCUCAGCUAUAUCAUUGAGGCGCUCUUCAAAAUCGAGGUAUUGCCAGGCAACCUGGGCUACCUUCGCUUUGAUAUGAUGGCUGAGGCAGAAACAGUGAAGGCCAUUGGGCCUCAGCUGGUGCAGAUGGUAUGGAACAAGCUGGUUGACACGGAUGCCAUGAUUAUUGACAUGAGGUACAACGCGGGUGGCUACUCCACUGCUGUCCCAAUACUUUGUUCCUACUUCUUUGAGCCUGAGCCUCGGCAACACCUCUACACUGUCUUCGAUCGUAGUACCUCCCGCAGCACGGAGGUAUGGACUCUCCCUCAGGUCACUGGCAAGAGAUAUGGCUCCCUCAAGGACGUCUACAUCCUAACAAGCCAUAUGAGUGGCUCAGCAGCUGAAGCUUUUACUCGCUCUAUGAAGGAUCUACACCGGGCCACAGUUAUUGGUGAGCCCACAGUAGGUGGUUCCCUCUCAGUGGGCAUUUAUCGUGUUGGUAAUAGCUCCCUGUACACCUCCAUCCCCAGCCAAGUGGUGCUCAGCCCAGUCACUGGCAAAGUGUGGAGUGUGUCUGGAGUGGAGCCACAUAUCACCAUCCAAGCCAGUGAAGCCAUGGCUGUAGCCCAGCACAUUGCCAACCUGCGUGCCCAGGUGCCACAGACACUGCAAACUGUAGGUAAGCUUGUGGCAGAUAAUUAUGCCUUUGUGGACAUUGGGGCUGUUAUAGCAUCCAAUCUCACCAAGAAUAUCAACAACGGAAAUUACAAAAGGAUUAAUUCAGAAGAGGAGUUGGCCAGGAAGGUGACUGCCAACUUGCAAGCUCUUUCUGAUGAUGAGCACCUCAAAAUACUCUACAUCCCUGAACACGCCAAGGACAGCAUCCCAGGAAUCAUGCCAAAACAGAUCCCUUCUCCAGAAGUAUUUGAAGAUCUGAUUAAAUUUUCAUUCCACACAAACGUAUUUGAAAACAACAUCGGCUAUCUGAGAUUUGAUAUGUUUGGAGACUGCGAACUUCUAACCCAGGUGUCCAACCUACUGGUAGAGCAUGUUUGGAAGAAAAUUAUUCAUACAGAUGCAUUAAUCAUAGACAUGAGGUACAAUAUUGGAGGCUACACCACUUCAAUACCAAUCCUAUGCUCAUACUUCUUUGAUGAAGGACAACAAAUUCUCCUGGACAAAGUUUACGACAGACCCAGUGACUCAGUAAAGGAAAUAUGGACCCAGCCCCAGCUCAAAGGGGAGAGGUACGGGUCUCAGAAAGGUCUGAUAAUCCUCACCAGUGCUGUGACAUCUGGAGCUGCUGAGGAGUUUGUAUCCAUAAUGAAGAGGCUGGGCAGAGCUCUCAUCAUUGGGGAACAGACGAGUGGUGGCUCCCAUUCCCCACAGACAUACCAAGUAGAUGAUACCAACUUCUACAUCAUCAUCCCCACCUCCAGAUCAGUCAUCUCUGCAGAGAGCACUUCUUGGGAAGGGAAAGGGGUGCCUCCUCACGUGGAAACACCAGCUGUAACAGCACUCAUCAAAGCAAAGGAGAUGCUCAGUGCUCACCUGCACAGCUCUAGAUAGCCCAGCAGGGGCAUGUGCUCCUAGAAAAAAGGUAGGCUGUAAUUUUCAAAGAAGCCUGAGGGACUUAACACUCUCAGGAGCUGAACCAAUAACGGUUUGGGGAGCCCAGAAGAGUAUUUAGCCAUAAUUUAGGUAACUAAUGCAAAAACGAGAUCCCAAAAAUCUCACUGUGUGUGUGUGUGUGUGCAUUUCCAUGUGAGGGAAUGUGCAGGGUAUGGGUGUUUUUCUAUGCGUUAUCUGUCUGGCUUAAUAAAUGAUGGGUUGUUUACUGCACAAGAGCACAGUUCCAACAGGAGAAAUUAUUUUAAGGCCCUUCUGCUACACAGAAUAAUU